GUUUAUUUUAUACAAACGCAAACAACCACUUCUCAUCUCUUUUUUUCGACAUCACUUCUCGGUCCAUGACUAUCCCAUUUACUCCUCGAAGGUCCACCCGAGGCCAAGUCUUCACCCCUUCACCGUUUCCAACACCCCGCAUAUCACAUCCAGACACAAAAUAUACUUGGUUGUCCGCUGCAUCAACACCAAGGCUAUCUCCUGGUGGAUCAAAAACCCGCACGCACUAUACAGCAUUCUCAAAGGUCUUCGCCAAAGGUGGAAAGAAGAAUGCUGCGCCUAAAAUGACAAAAUUCGCCAUAGGAGAUGGAGUGUUGGUCAGCGUUGAGGGUGGCAACGAUGGUGUGGCAGUCUUGAUCGAUUUAUGGGAAGAAGAACGAUCUGAAGAUGACGAGGAGGAGGAUGAAGAAGACGAAGACGGAGAAGAAGAAAAAAGCCCUUUAAUGAUGGCAGAAGUACACUGGCUUCUGAGACGGCAGGACUUACCCGAUGUCAGAAGGAAUUUCAAAGUUGAUGAUAAUGAAGUCUUACUUACUGCGUCAUCCACUCGUCGGGUAACAGCUACUAUACCAAUUAGCCUACUCGACGAUACAGUCCCUGUAUUAUCUCGAACCGAAUUCCGCGAGAAAUACCCAGAAGAAAAGUCGCAUUACCGAGGCUGGGCAUACGUCAAAGAAGGUAUCUAUUGGUGCCAACGAGCUUUCGAUAGAUUCGCCAAAGGUCAAAACUGUUGGAAGAUCGACAUUGAAGAAUGGAAAGAGGUCGGGAAAAGGGGAGAAGGAUGGACCGUCCCCAUUUCCAAAGAAGAGGAAGAGCAUCCACAAGAACCCGGCCUCGAAAGUUCGGAUGAGAGCGACGAUGGGAGCGAAGCCCGAGUAGAGGAGGAAAGUGAUGGUGAUGAAGAGAGUGAAGAGGAGUCUGACGAUCCCGCCGAGUCCAUCUCGAAGAAAAGAAAACGACCGACGAAGACAGCUAAAACCUACGCCAAAAGAGGCAGAAAAGUAGUCACAGCGUCAAGAUCUAAACUCCCUCCCAGAUCAAAAGCCACUCCUAAAUCUCGCAAAGCGACGAAGAAACCCCACCCCGCCACAUCGACUUCUUUUUUACCCACCGAUUUUAUUGCCCCCGAAUUACUGCCCACGGAUCCUUUCGAGAGAGCUUUACGGAUGCUUCACGUUGGUGCAACACCCGAAAGCCUACCCUGUCGCGAAGAAGAAUUCGUUGACGUUCUCAGUAAAGUUGAAGAAGGUGUAGAAAGUGGUGGUGGAGGUUGUCUUUAUAUCGCAGGUGUCCCCGGAACGGGCAAAACUGCCACGGUCCACGCCGUGGUUAAAGAACUGAAACGUAAAGCUGAAGAUGGCGAAAUUCCACCCUUUUCAUAUGUAGAAAUUAAUGGCCUUAAAAUCCCCGCUCCUCAACAUGCUUACACUGUUCUGUGGGAGGCUAUCAGUAGUUCAAAAGGUGUCGGCGCGAAGACGGCUUUGAAGGGAUUAGAGAGACAUUUCGGCAAAAAAGGUGGUGGAGCGAGAGGUCCUAGAGGUCAUACUUUUGUUGUCCUCAUGGAUGAGCUCGAUCAGCUGCUCACGUCCAAGCAAGACGUGGUCUACAACUUUUUCAACUGGCCAACUAUGCGAGACUCUCAACUCUUCGUCAUUGCUGUUGCCAAUCGUAUGGACUUGCCUCAACAACUCGCGGCCAAGAUCAAAUCUCGUCUUGGCCUUCAGACCAUCCUUUUCGAGCCAUACGAUCGUGCGGCUCUUGUAUCUAUCGUCCAAUCACGACUCAUCCCUCAUCCCUUGAUGCCCAGUCAAGAUCCUAAAGUGUUGCUGCCUGAUGCCAUAUCGCUGGCAGCUAUGAAGAUGGCGGGGACGAAUGGUGACGCUCGACGUGUCCUGGACGCUUGCCGACGUGCAGUCGAAGUCGCUCUCGAAAACAAGUCUAAGCCCCCUUCCGCUACGCCUACGGCCCCGCCACCACAACCUGGCCCUCAACCGGUCAGUGCCAAAGCAAUGGCCGCCGUCCUUCAAGCUAUGUCUUCCUCCCCAACAACCAAAUUCAUCCAAGCCUGUUCACUGCAGCAAAAGCUGAUGUUGGCUGCACUCGUCAGGUGUGUAAGAAGAGAAGGGGUGGCUGAGAUUGUUUGGAAGAAUAUCAGGAAUGACCAUGAUGCUUUGAUGAGGAGUUUGGCGUUCGAUACUUCCGAGCAAGGCGGUAGAGAGGUGGCCCCCAACUUAUUGUCAAAUUCAGAGCUGGCCCUUGUCUUGACCAGUCUAACUAGCUCGCACGCUCUGGUUUGUUCGGCAGAUAUCAGCAAGGGAAUUGAUGAGAGGAAGAUUGCUUUAGGAAUGGAGAUUGGUGAAGUGGGAAGGGUCUUGAUGAAUGAGGGUGACAGCUGGAGGAAAGCGCUGGCUGGUGUAUAAUUAGUAUCGUGUCCUUCAUGUUGUAGAGAGCUUUUUAGAUAGCAUUGAUGCC
Molecule: messenger RNA, 2472 nt
Organism: Cryptococcus deneoformans JEC21
Lineage: Eukaryota; Fungi; Basidiomycota; Tremellomycetes; Tremellales; Cryptococcaceae
Product: replication control protein 1, putative
Exons: 4
Coding region: 66-2420 (784 amino acids)
Biological process (GO): DNA replication initiation; mitotic DNA replication checkpoint signaling
Cellular component (GO): nuclear origin of replication recognition complex
Molecular function (GO): chromatin binding; DNA replication origin binding; ATP binding
Source: RefSeq, a predicted model, not a curated record